AUGUUCCUCCAUCGCUCUCGAAGUCCCAAACUCAUUCCUGUCGUCGGCGUCGUCGUCGUUGUUGGUGUCGUUGCUGUUGUUGGGUUUGGGCUCUGUGGGGUUAUUGAAGUCCCCGAACUGCGAAUCCAGCAGCGAUUAACGCCGAUGCGCGUGUGGGGGUUAUGGGAUGGGUCGCAGCGGGGUAUCACUAUCAGGAUCAUAUCGAGCCAAUGGCAGGAUGAUCCUUAUCUACGCGGUGUCCAUCGUUCCUCCAAGACAUUCGUGUCGUUUCCUUCGACGCUAUGA
Messenger RNA from Desarmillaria tabescens, 285 nucleotides. RefSeq lists its product as uncharacterized. Lineage: Eukaryota; Fungi; Basidiomycota; Agaricomycetes; Agaricales; Physalacriaceae. The record is from RefSeq and is a predicted model, not a curated record. Bases 1 to 285 code for a protein of 94 amino acids. The transcript is spliced from 2 exons.